CUGUAUAUAAACUUCUCCGCCGUGGUAUCCAGAGCAAGGCAUGGUUUUCACUUUUUAACAAAAUGAGAUUACUCAAUGCAGUGCCGCUUUUCAUCCUUUUGAUCACAUUGCAGUGUUCCCAUGCUGUGAGUCCCACAGGCUGUGAUGAUGCUGAGCCUGUGGCCAGAAAAGCUCUAGACCUGAUCAAUAAAGGACGAUGGGAUGGCUACCUUUUCGAGUUGCUGCAGGUUGCUGAUGCCCACUUGGACAAAUCGGAAUCUACCGCUGUCUAUUAUUUAGUCUUGCAUGUAAAAGAAUCGGACUGUCCAGUCCUAUCCAGGAAGCACUGGGAUGACUGUGAGCCAGCUGUUUCCAUACGUCCAUCUGAUAUAGUUAUUGGACAAUGUAAGGUAAUAGCUACAACAUGUUUGGAUGGAUCUCAGGAUCUUAGAGUGAAUGGCUUUAAUUGCACCACAAGUUCUGCCUCUUCGGUACUGGCCAAUACGAAAGACAGCCCAGUACUCAUCGAUUUCUUUGAGGAUACGGAGCCCUACAGAAAAGAAGCUGACCAAACCUUGGAAAAGUACAAAAGGGAGAACAGUGACUUUGCCUCUUUCCGAGUGGACAAAGUGGAGAGGGUUACAAGAGUGAGAGGAGGGGAAAGAACGAAUUACUACAUGGAUUUCUCUGUGAGGAACUGCUCCAGUCGCUGGCGCUCUCCUACCUUUGGAUUCUGUAGAGCAGAUUUCAUUAAUGAUGCAGAAGCCUCUGACUUGGAAAACCCAGAAGAUAUUGUCAUAAACUGUGAAGUCUUCAACUUCAAGGAUCAUAGAAACAUCAGUGGUGGGCAGCAGCAUUUGGACCAUCACUUCCACUCUGGUGAGCAUGAGCAUUCUCCUGCUGGCAGGCCUCCACAUAAGCCCGGUAGAUCUCGAGAUCACCAUGAUUCCCACAAGCCACAUAAAUUUGGGUGCCCACCUCCUCUAGGAGACAAAAGUCACUCAGACAGUCCACCAUUUCAAGCAGAAGCUUCUCCAUCAUUGCCCUCUUUAGGCACCAAUGGGGUCCAUGGACCCUCAGAUAAUCAUAGUUCCAGUGAGCAUCAUCUCCCAGAACAUCCUCCUCAUGGACGCCAUCCCCAUGGGCCCCCUCCUCAUGGACGCCAUCCCCAUGGGCCCCCUCCUCAUGGACGCCAUCCCCAUGGGCCCCCUCCUCAUGGACGCCAUCCCCAUGGGCCCCCUCCUCAUGGACGCCAUCCCCAUGGGCCCCCUCCUCAUGGACGCCAUCCCCAUGGACCCCCUCCUCAUGGACGCCAUCCCCAUGGACCCCCUCCUCAUGGACACCAUCCCCAUGGCCAUGAUUUCCAUGACUAUGGACCCUGUGACCCACCACCCCAUAGCCAAGGUCCCCAAGACCACCAUCGCUGGGGCCAUGGCCCACCACCUAGGCACUCAGAAGAAAGAGGUCCAGGUAAAAAACACUUUCCCUUCCACGGGAGAGAGAUUGGAUAUGUUCACCGACUCCCACCAUUAAAGAAAGGUGAGGUUCUUCCUCUUCCUGAAGCCAAUUUUCCCAGUUUCUUGUUGCCAAACCACAAGCCCCUACAGCCAGAGAUUCAGCCCUUCCCUCAAUCAGCCUCUGAAUCAUGUCCAGGGACAUUCAGGGGUGAGUUUUCAUAUCUUUCAAAGUUUUUUGCACAUGCAUUUCCAAAAUAAAGUCUCAUUGCCUUGUUGGGGAAAAAUGGAUCAUGUCCUGAAGUUGAACCAUAAAUAAAAUGUGAUCAGUAAU
Messenger RNA from Phacochoerus africanus (Common warthog), 1767 nucleotides. It is a transcript of the gene HRG, whose product is annotated as histidine rich glycoprotein. Gene Ontology annotation, biological process: regulation of platelet activation; negative regulation of endopeptidase activity; negative regulation of fibrinolysis. The record is from RefSeq and is a predicted model, not a curated record. Gene Ontology annotation, molecular function: cysteine-type endopeptidase inhibitor activity; serine-type endopeptidase inhibitor activity; zinc ion binding. Gene Ontology annotation, cellular component: endolysosome; blood microparticle; extracellular region. NCBI's taxonomy places the organism in Eukaryota, Metazoa, Chordata, Mammalia, Artiodactyla, Suidae. The transcript is spliced from 7 exons. The coding region runs from base 63 to 1694 and encodes 543 amino acids.